AUGUCUGGAAAUCAGCCAGGCGGAAAUCGCAACAGCAUCCCCGAAGCUAGUACGGCAUCUUCGCUGCGACCGCCGUCUUCGAGAGCUGUCAGCUCCGGUCACUCUUUGCGUGCCUCUGCCGACAUGGCUUCUCUCACAAGCCCAUCGGUCCCCGGCCGCAUUCGCCCCUCGUCCGAAUUCUACGGCCAAACCCAGCAAGGCCAAGGACAGGGCGGCACUGAAUCCGACCCCCAGGACAAGCUGGCCCAGCAAUGGAUUGCCGACAUCGACCAAUACGAGACUACUCUAGAGGAGAUGGCUGCUGCAACCUUGGACCAGGAUUUCAAGGACGAGCUUAGCGCCAUUGAGCAGUGGUUCCGUGUUCUUAGCGAAGCGGAGCGUACCGCCGCCCUGUAUGCUCUGCUUCAGCAGACUACGCAAGUCCAAAUCCGCUUCUUCAUCCAGGUCCUUCAACAGAUCGGCAAGAAUCACCCAAUGUCAGGUGUUUUGUCUCCCGCCAACUUUGACAAGGAUCCCAUGUCGAACCGUCUCAAUGAUGCUAUGAACAAGCUCAAUGUGGACUCCUCGAGGGCGUCGUACUCCCGCAACUCGGCUAUUGGGUCUACGAAAGGCCAUUCAGGCCUCGAUCCUCUCACGAUAAAUGCCAUGUUUCCAGAUGCUGCGGCUGCCAUUGCGACAGAGAAGGCCAAGUUUACUCAGCAGACUGGAAAUCCGCCAUCUUCCAACAGGAACUCUAUAGCUGGCCCCAGUAUUUCUGGGCCCGCAGAGUCUCGAGAGGGUGGCGGGCAAGGCUCUGCAAAUCAUUGGGCAUCCAACGCGGGCGACCAAGGCACCUCGAAAGGUCUCGGGUCUCAGACACCCAUGGGACAGUUCGUCCAACCGCCGCCUUCUGCUGGAUUGAGAUCUCCUCGUCCUCCGCUGUCUAACAAUGCUCCUAUCCAAAACACCACGCUUACAGCUCCGGAUGGUAAUCAGGGGGACAUGCCGAUGUUGUCUCCUUACAACCCCAACGGUGGCAACUGGGCGUCUAUGGUCAACACCCCGAUGAACAGCAACUUCAACACCGGGCAGCAACCUGGAAACAACGGAGGGAAUCAGGCUGACAUGAUUGCGAAUGCUACCGCCAUGAAGUUGGCCGCUUUGUCAACUGUCAACAACCGUGUUGCUCUUGAUGACGUCCGAAAGUAUCGACGAACGAGGUCGAACGAUGGCCAUGGAAAAGGCCAUGGUCAAUCCCCACUGUCACCCAGCCCUCAAGGAAUCAACCUCCCUGGUACCAACGUUGUUAUGAUCAAUGAGCACGGGCAGGUACUCAACCAGGAGCAGAUCAUGGCACUCCAGGUCCAGCAGCACUUGAACCUUGGGGGACAGCGGUCUCGUCCAAACUCGCCUGGUAUGCCACCCGGCAUGGGCACAAUGGGUGGUUUUACAUCGCCGCAGAAUAACGGAUUCCUGAGUGCCUAUGAUGGAUCAUCUGGGGUUAUGAACGCUGGAGUUCCGACAGUGAACCUGGCCCAAUUGGGCCUUGGAGGCCAUGAGGGCUAUCUCUCUGACCAUUCUGAUAUUGCGCGUGGGCGCUCUCCACGCGGAAGAAGGGGAAGCUCCAAACCCCCUGAGGAUCCGACUGACCCAAGCUUGCUGCAAGACAUUCCGAGCUGGCUCCGUAGCCUGCGGUUGCACAAGUACACGGACAACCUCAAGGACAUGAAAUGGAACGACCUUAUUGAGCUCGAUGACAAGGCUUUGGAGCAGCGCGGCGUCAAUGCUCUGGGAGCCCGAAGAAAGAUGCUGAAGGUGUUCGAGCAGGUUAAAGGUACCCAAUGA
Messenger RNA from Geosmithia morbida, 1824 nucleotides. RefSeq names its product SAM domain (Sterile alpha motif). Gene Ontology annotation, molecular function: mRNA binding; protein binding; translation repressor activity. The transcript has a single exon. The record is from RefSeq and is a predicted model, not a curated record. Gene Ontology annotation, cellular component: P-body. Gene Ontology annotation, biological process: regulation of mRNA stability; nuclear-transcribed mRNA poly(A) tail shortening. The coding region runs from base 1 to 1824 and encodes 607 amino acids. Lineage: Eukaryota; Fungi; Ascomycota; Sordariomycetes; Hypocreales; Bionectriaceae.